CUAAACCACUCAUCACUCAUCAGAACCACAAGACACAAAAAAAAAAACACAAUCUCUCUGUCUUCGAACUAGAUCGAUGUCUGAUCACGAUCUCUCUCCAGAGAUCAACUUCUGGGGAGACACACCAGAGCAAGACUACUUCACUCUCAAAGGCAUCACCGGCUCCAAAUCCUACUUCACAUCCCCUCGAGGCCUCAACCUCUUCACCCGCUCGUGGCUCCCCUCCUCCUCCUCCUCCUCUCCGCCACGUGGCAUCAUCUUCAUGGUCCACGGCUACGGCAACGACAUCAGCUGGACGUUCCAGUCCACCGCCAUCUUCCUCGCCCAAAACGGCUUCGCCUGCUUCGCUCUCGACAUCGAAGGCCACGGCAGAUCCGACGGCGUCCGCGCCUACGUCCCCUCCGUGGACCUCGUCGUCCACGACCUCAUUUCUUUCUUGGAUUCGAUCAAGAAACAACCAAAGUAUCAAACCUCCCCUCGGUUCCUCUUCGGAGAAUCGAUGGGAGGAGCUAUCUCUCUCCUGAUCCACUUCCUAGAUCCGGUAGCCUUCGACGGAGCCGUUCUCGUCGCUCCGAUGUGUAAAAUCUCCGACAAGGUGAGGCCUAAGUGGCCGAUCGAUCGGAUCCUGAUCACGAUCUCUAGUCUCGUUCCGACAUGGGCCAUUGUUCCGACGGAGGAUCUGUUGGAGAAGUGCAUCAAGGUGGAGGAGAAGAAGCCCAUCGCGAAGAGGAAUCCGAUGAGGUACGGUGGGAAGCCGAGGCUGGGGACGGUGAUGGAGCUGCUUAGGGUUACGGAUUACUUGGGGAAGAAGCUAAAAGAUGUGAGCGUUCCUUUCCUUGUGCUGCACGGGAGCGCGGACGUUGUGACGGAUCCUGAGGUGAGUAGAGAGUUGUAUGAGAGUGCGAAGAGUGAGGACAAGACGUUGAAGAUUUAUGAUGGGAUGAUGCAUUCGAUGUUGUUCGGUGAGACUGAUGAGAAUAUUGAGAUUGUUCGUGGGGAUAUUGUUGGUUGGUUGAAUAAUAGAUGUGGUGGAGACAGAACAUAGGAUUGUCUGAUUCUCUGUGUUUAUUUGAUGAUUUUUAAUGUUGUGUAUAGUAUUCAUAUUUUAUCAAGAAACGAUGUGUUAUGGGUUAAGUGGCUAGAUAUUGAUAUACAGAUCAAUCACAUUGUUCUUGCA
This is a messenger RNA of Brassica napus (rape), 1177 nucleotides long. Its product is annotated as caffeoylshikimate esterase-like. The transcript has a single exon. Gene Ontology annotation, cellular component: membrane. The record is from RefSeq and is a predicted model, not a curated record. Bases 77 to 1045 code for a protein of 322 amino acids. Lineage: Eukaryota; Viridiplantae; Streptophyta; Magnoliopsida; Brassicales; Brassicaceae. Gene Ontology annotation, molecular function: lipase activity.